CAAAAUGUUGCAGGACUUGGAUUACAUGCUUCAUCUUCAGGAAUGACUAUGAGCGAUGUUAAAGGUGGAAGAUUAGCUGUAAUUAUUUUGGGACAAUUAAUGUGGGUUGUCGAAAGAAUAUUUGAGGAUACUUCAAAGUUAUUGGUGAUUCUGCGAGAUCUGUUACAA
Racocetra fulgida is the source of this 168-nucleotide messenger RNA. Lineage: Eukaryota; Fungi; Glomeromycota; Glomeromycetes; Diversisporales; Gigasporaceae. The record is from the annotation of a GenBank genome assembly.